Messenger RNA from Penicillium arizonense, 1329 nucleotides. Its product is annotated as WKF domain-containing protein. Lineage: Eukaryota; Fungi; Ascomycota; Eurotiomycetes; Eurotiales; Aspergillaceae. The record is from RefSeq and is a predicted model, not a curated record. The transcript has a single exon. Bases 1 to 1329 code for a protein of 442 amino acids.
AUGGCGAAGCUGACCGACACCGAGUCGGCUCAAUCCCCGGCCUCAAAAAAGCUCGGAUCGAAGCUCAAGAAUGCGAAGAACUCUACAGACGAGGGCAUCGCAGACGCACAGCCUGAAGGAAUCGACACCAACGAAGAGAUUAAGUCCGACAAGAAAGACAAGAAAAAGCGCAAGAAGUCAUCUUCCGAGGACGCUGGCCCCGAAACCGAUGCCGAUCUGAAGAAAAAGAAGAAGCGCCGCCACUCCGAAGAUGAUGACGAGAAGAAGGACAAGGACUCUGAAUCAAAGAAGAGUAAAAAGAAGCGAGUGUCCUUUGGACCCGGGACAAAGGAGAAUGACGGCGACGACGACAGUGACUCCCACGAUGUCGACAUGGACGAAGCUGCUACCACCGAUGGAGCCGAGGCAGACACCGAAGACAAGGAGAAUGACAAGGCACUUGAAGAUAUGAAGAAGCGCAAGCGGGAGAAGAAGAAGCAAAGAAAAACCGGCACCGCCCCGACUGAGGCACAAGUCCACGAGACUCCAAUUCUCUCCUACCUUAGCCACUACCACCGAGCACGCGCGACCUGGAAGUUCCAAAAGAACCGCGAAACCAACCUCUUCAAGCACCUCUACUCUCUCGAGCAUGUCCCCUCUCAGUACAACACUUCGCUGCUGGCAUACAUGCAAGGACUCCGUGGUGACGCCGCAAAGCAACGGUUGAGCGAUGCUGCUAGGGAUGUGAUCAAGGCCGACAUGGAUCUUGACAAGCCCAAGGACGAUGAAUCAGCGGAAAACCAGGAGGAAAACACAAACACUGACUACAUCGAAGCUAUCAACGCGUUCCGUGAACUUCUGCCGGAAGCAGACGAGAAACUGGACCGCGUCAACAUCAGGGAGGAUCUGAACGCAGAUGCCAAGAAACGUCUGCCAAAGAGGCAGCGAGCGGAGCUGGUCUUUUUCGCUGUCGCCGGCAAGCUGUUCAGCGCCGAAGAUGCCAAGCCCAAGCGGAAACCCAAGUCUACAGAGCCCCCAGCCAACAAGAAGCGGAAGAACAGAACCGUCGUUGUUGAUAUCAGCAGCAGCGAUGAAAGCACCUCUUCCAGCGGUAGCAGCAGCGACAGUGACAGCGAUGAUUCUGAUGCUUCGGCUUCUGCACCCACCCCUGCUAAGCAAGCUGCAGUGGACACUCCCUCGAAGAAGGAAAGCAAGAAGAAGAAGAACUUGCCGGUCCGUGAAGAAAAGCCUAAGCCCGCGCCUGUGCCAAAGGUCCCUAAGAAGACUCAAAAGCGGAAGCUUAGAACUGCUCAGAUCGAGAUCUCGAGCAGUGAAAGCGACAGUGAUUAA